Haliotis rubra (blacklip abalone) is the source of this 1764-nucleotide messenger RNA. Its product is annotated as cysteine-rich, acidic integral membrane protein-like. The transcript is spliced from 5 exons. Bases 1 to 1764 code for a protein of 587 amino acids. NCBI's taxonomy places the organism in Eukaryota, Metazoa, Mollusca, Gastropoda, Lepetellida, Haliotidae. The record is from RefSeq and is a predicted model, not a curated record.
AUGAAGGAGUGUGAAAUUGUCAACGAGUGUGACAUUGUGAAGGAGUGUGACAUUGUGAAGGAGUGUGACAUUUUGAACGAAUGUGACGCUGUGAACGAGUGUGACACUGUGAACGAGUGUGACACUGUGAACGAGUGUGACAUUGUGAACGAGUGUGACACUAUGAACGAGUGUGACGCUGUGAACGAGUGUGACACUAUGAACGAGUGUGACGCUGUGAACGAGUGUCAUAUUGUCAACGAGUGUGACAUUGUCAAGGAGUGUGACAUUGUGAAGGAGUGUGACAUUUUGAACGAAUGUGACACUGUGAACGAGUGUGACGCUGUGAACGAGUGUGACAUUGUGAACGAGUGUGACAUUGUGAACGAGUGUGACAUUGUCAACGAGUGUGACAUUGUCAAGGAGUGUGACAUUGUGAACAAGUGUGACGCUGUGAACGAGUGUGACGUUGUGAACGAGUGUGACACUGUGAACGAGUGUGACAUUGUGAACGAGCGUGACACUGUGAACGAGUGUGACACUGUGAACGAGUGUGACAUUGUGAACCAGUGUAACAUUGUGAACGAGUGUGACAUUGUGAACGAGUGUGACACUGUGAACGAGUGUGACACUGUGAACGAGUGUGACACUGUGAACGAGCAUGACAUUGUGAACGAGUGUGACACUGUGAAAGAGUGUGACAUUGUGAAGGAGAGUGACAUUGUGAACGAGUGUGACACUGUGAACGAGUGUGACAUUGUGAACGAGUGUGACAUUGUGAACGAGUGUGACACUGUGAACGAGUGUGACAUUGUCAACGAGCGUGACACUGUGAACGAGCGUGACAUUGUCAACGAGUGUGACAUUGUGAACGAGUGUGACACUUGUGACAUUGUGAACGAGUAUGACAUUGUGAACGAGCGUGACAUUGUGAACGAGUGUGACAUUGUGAACGAGUGUAACACUGUGAACGAGUGUGACAUUGUGAACCAGUGUAACACUGUGAACGAGUGUAACACUGUGAAGGAGUGUGACAUUGUCAACGAGUGUGACAUUGUCAACGAGCGUGACAUUGUGAACGAGUGUGACAUUGUGAACGAGUGUAACACUGUGAACGAGUGUGACAUUGUGAACGAGUAUAACACUGUGAACGAGUGUGACAUUGUGAACGAGUGUGACAUUGUGAAUGAAUGUGACAUUGUGAACGAGUGUAACACUGUGAACGAGUAUGACAUUGUGAACGAGCGUAACACUGUGAACGAGUGUGACACUGUGAACGAGUGUAACACUGAGUGUGACAUUGUGAACGAGCGUGACAUUGUGAACCAGUGUAACAUUGUGAACGAGUGUGACAUUGUGAACGAGUGUGACACUGUGAACGAGUGUGACAGUGUGAACGAGUAUGACAUUGUGAACGAGCGUGACAUUGUGAACGAGUGUGACAUUGUGAACGAGGGUAACACUGUGAACGAGUGUGACAUUGUGAACGAGUGUAACACUGUGAACGAGUGUGACAUUGUGAAUGAAUGUGACACUGUGAACGAGUGUAACACUGUGAAGGAGUGUGACAUUGUGAACGAGCGUGACAUUUGUGACAUUGUGAACGAGCAUGACAUUGCUAACGAGUGUGACACUGUGAACGAGCGUGACAUUGUGAACGAGUGUAACACUGUGAACAUGUGUAACACUGUGAACAAGUGUGACGCUGUGAACGAGUGUGACACUGUGAACGAGUGUGACAUUGUGAACGAGUGUGACACUGUGAACGAGUGUGAUAUUGUUUAA